CAUUGGCAACAACCUUAGCGAUUAUGUAACCAGAAGCGAUAGUGGCAGAGGGAAAGCAAUUGAGCAACUAAAACUAACUUAAUUUGCCCUAAAGAUCACCCGGAUAUAAAUACAUUCAUUGCAAGGUGACAAAAAGAAGACAUAAAUGAAUCAUCGGCUUGAUAAACUUCACAACGCUAAGCACGCAAGUCCCAAGCAAUGCGCCUGUCCUUUGUGCAUCUAGCUAAGCCUGUUCUCCAUGGAUACUUCAGGAGUUCUUGUUCCUGGAGGGUUCGCAUUGCAUUUGCACUUAAAGGCAUUGAAUAUGAUCAAGUUCCUGUUAAUCUGAUCAAGGAUGGUGGUCAGCAGUAUACACCACAGUACAAGGAACUUAACCCAAUGCAGCAAGUGCCUGCAGUUGAAAUUGAUGGCAUGACCAUUUCUCAAUCACUGACAAUCAUUCAGUAUAUCGAUGAGACCAGGCCAGGGACGCCGCUCCUUCCUGUAGACCCCAAGAAACGUGUGCAGGUUCGGAUGAUAAGUGACCUUAUUGCCUCAGGGAUACAGCCUCUGCAGAAUUUGUAUGUGCUACAGAAAAUUGGGGAAGAAAAGGUCCCUUGGGCACAGCACUUCAUCAAUCGAGGGUUUCAAGCUCUUGAACCUAUUCUGAAAGAAACAGCUGGGAAAUAUUGUGUUGGUGAUGAGAUAUCGAUGGCUGACAUCUGCCUAGUUCCUCAGGUCUACAAUGCAGAGAGGUUCAAAGUGGACAUUGAACCAUACCCAACAAUCAAAAGGCUGAAUGCAACCUUGGUGGAGAUUGAUGCUUUCAGAACGAGUCACCCAUCACGUCAGCCAGAUACUCCGGAUGAUUUGCGUCAACCUUAAGAUGUUGAAGUUGUGUACUUGAUUAACAAUUGCAAAUGUUGUGGGAGUAGUCAUUAUGAACAAACACAUUUCAUAAAAGGUAACUUUUAUUAUUUGAAUAUAAAUCUUUAUUAAAAAUUGUGAUACAAAAGA
Boleophthalmus pectinirostris (great blue-spotted mudskipper) is the source of this 996-nucleotide messenger RNA. It is a transcript of the gene gstz1, whose product is annotated as glutathione S-transferase zeta 1. Bases 199 to 864 code for a protein of 221 amino acids. Gene Ontology annotation, cellular component: mitochondrion; cytoplasm. The transcript has 9 exons. NCBI's taxonomy places the organism in Eukaryota, Metazoa, Chordata, Actinopteri, Gobiiformes, Gobiidae. Gene Ontology annotation, biological process: glutathione metabolic process; L-phenylalanine catabolic process. Gene Ontology annotation, molecular function: maleylacetoacetate isomerase activity; glutathione transferase activity. The record is from RefSeq and is a predicted model, not a curated record.